UAUUUUUGAACGCAGCUGUUUCGUCGGGUUUUUUCUUACUGAAUGUUAUUGAAUCUCACUAACAUAAAAGGAAAUGUUCAUUCAUAUUUGAGACUUGAAAUAAGUUUUCGAGUAGAUUGCUGAAAACUGUACUAGAUUCGAAAAAAAUUCAAGAAAUUUUGAACUUUCGUUAUAAUAUGGUAAUUAUGGACAAUUUCUACCAACAGGACAAAUUGUCUGAAUUAUGGAAUAAAAUUGAUCAUUAUCAUCUCAAAUUUUUGGAUAUUGAAGAAAGUCCAGAGAAAAUCGAAAUGCGAAAUAAAUUAGAAGCUUUGAUCAGGGAAUUUUUAUGCAUAGUGUCGCAUAAGCAAAAAUUCUUUUUACCAGUCACAUAUGAAGUAUUAUUCAGAUCUUCGCAAGGAUUAUCAGAUUUCAGUGGAUACAAAGCAGCAACUGGAUUCAAUGCUGUACAACUCUAUGCUGGAAAUUUAUUUUCUCAGCCUUGGAGAAAAGAAUACAAGCAAAUUAGAAAAUAUUCUGGCUUUUUCAAGCAUCAUGUGGAGGCCAACUUAAUAAAUGGAGAAUUACUGUUAGAAGCAAUGGGAUACAAGUCAAAGGCCCUUUCCACGUUAAUUCUUGAUGAACCACUAAAUCUUGAUCGGAUAAUUUCAGUUUCGAAAGAUUGUUUAAUAGCCUAUGUUGAAUGUCAGAUUAUGAAAGCCAUUUGGGAGGAAAUGACAGCAUCAAAUAUUAACAUUUCAUGGAAUGAAAUUCUUGAAUUUCGCCAAACACAUCUCUGUUGUCCAGAACAAUCAAUAAAAUCUCUUAAAUAUGGUUAUCAACAAAAACAUUUUCAAGAUCAUAGUCGUGUAGGGCCACAGGGAAAUAUGAAUUUAUAUCAUGUACCACAAAGUUAUUCCAACCAUUCUUUAUCACCUUUAACAAACCAUGAACCACCACCUAUGGUUCCACCUCAUUAUUUAUAUGGAGUCAAUGGUUGCUGUCAAAACGCCUGCAUGUCUUAUGCCCAAAUGGCAUGCCCUCAACAUUUAAGUAUGUCUUAUGCUUCCCAAUUGAUUAAACCACAAUUUAAUUCAACUGGUUAUUAUUAUGCUAAUGGACCAACAAAUCAUCAUGCCAUGUAUAAUCCAAAUCCAGUUCCAAUUGCACAGUUGAUUGAGGUGGAACCUCAAAAUAAUUAUGAUGUAGUUGAUAGGCCAGGUCACUCAAGAAUUCAGAGGCCCCACAAUAUGGGAGAUAUGUACGCCAAUUAUAAUGCAGCAGAUUUAAUUGCUAGAGAUAACAGGGAUUCUGAUAAGACUGACUCUCAGUUUGAAGAUUGGGAUUAUGUUUAUAGAACUUUAGAGACACAAGGUUACAAUAAAGAUUUAGGUGAAAGAGGGGAUGUCCUGAGUCGAGGAUUAGAAGGAAGGACAAAAAUGGAUUCCAAGAGCUCCGAUAAGAAAAAAAAAGAAAAAGAAACAUUAAAAAAAACCAAAUUACCAAACUCUGAGAUGUCAAUAAAUAAUUUGACUCUUAGUAGCAGAUCAAAGCAAAACACACUUGACAAAACAAAUAAACAGAGGAAGAUGUCGGAUUCUAAGUCACAAAUAGAUGUGUCACCAGCCAGUUCAUAUGAUAAUUUAUCUCCUAACGAUAAGAAACAGCUCGGAAGAAUUUCAAAAACUCCCAUUCCCAAAACAAAAAUGGAGAAUUUGGAUAAGUCUAUAAUUACAAAACAAACAUCUAAAACUAUUAAAAAAGAAGACAAACGGAAAAUAGAAAAUUCCGAUUGGGAGUGUAAGGUGUGCACAUUUUUAAAUAAAAGUUCAACAAAUAUCUGUGAAAUGUGUAGCAAGUCAAGGUGCAAUAUAGAAGAGGAAAUUGAGGUAGGAGGACCUGAGUGUGAAAAUUGCACUUUAGUGAAUGCUAAAGAUGCCAAAGUAUGUCAGGCUUGUGGAAAAAGUUUGGAAAAUUCACCUACUAGAGUCUGAAUUUACUCUUUCCAAGUCACCUAUUUGAAUUUAUAGCUUUAACUUUACAAAAUAUGAAUUCUAUAUAAAUGAAAUCAAUUCAAAGGGGAUUAUAAUAACAAUGAAUAGAAGUUUAUGUUUAAGAGUCCCAGAUAUAUGAGAUGGGCUUGCAAUGGAGGCUGUGAUAUGGAGUUGAACUUAACCGCUUGAGUCAUCAAUUAUUCAGAAUAGUGGGUUAUAAUUGUUUAAUAGAAAUUAAAGCUUAUGAAACUGACUAUGCAAAUACUUAACAAACACUUUUACAAUAGGGAGGGAAAAAAACACAAAUGUACAGGGUAGCUCAACAAAAAUUGAACUCUUAGGUUUUAGUUGUUAAAAUAUAGAAAAAUUAAAAGAUUCACUUUGGUUUGCUUCGAGUUGAGAUACAUUUUUAUUUUUUUAUCAUUGCUACCUCAACCCUUGAGUGAAUGAGAAAUAUUAUAAAAUCUGCAAUUCCAAUUAUCUUGGAUAUUUCUACAAAUUAUGAAACUAAAUAUACUUUUGAUAAUUAAAGGUUGAUGCUUUCAUAAAUAAUACAAUUCCGUUUUAUAUUGUAGCAUCGUAGCAUGAAAUUCUUUAUUAAUUUUUAUUUUGAUGACGAUAAGAACUUGACUUUUUGAAUAUCUUUUUUCAUGUGAUCAAAAAAAAUAAUCAUUAUUGUUUGAUAACUUUUAAAUAAACCUAUUUGACUAAAUGCAAAAGUAAGACAAUUUUGUCCUGGACCAUAUAAAAUGAUGUUUUGCCAAAAUGUUUAAUUUCGAAAAAAUAUUUUAACUAAAUUAAUGGAGGGUUGAAGUAGGGAUAGCAUUAAAACAUUAAAAAGUACAACCCUAUCCACUAAAUGAAAAUUUUGUUUUAUACACUUUUUUUACCUAAUAAAACCACAAGUAUAAUUUUAGUUGGACCAACCUGUAUUAUGGAUAUUUUAUUCGAAAUAAUAAUUAUAUGGGGUACUUUUUCUAUAUAUAUUGAAAACAAAUUAUACAUUAUGAGUUUCUAUUGAUAAAAUUUACAUACACCAAAAUGAUAUUAAUUUGCAAUUCAAUUAAUGACUUCAUUAGAAUGUGUGUUAAUUUUUGCUUUGUUGGAGAUCAAUGUUAAAUACGAUGUUUGGCAGAUUAUAAGAAGGAAAUUAUUAAUUUAUAGUAAUCAUAUAUCUUGAAAAAAUAGUUUGUGAUUUUUUUGCUGAUAUUUGCUUCUGAAAUUAGUAUUGCUUUUUUAAAUUAACCAGAUAAUAGUAUUCAGAGAAAAAUUGAAGCAAAUAUUUUGAGGUAUUUGAACUAUAAUCAUGACUAUGAAACAUUUCAUAAUAGAAAAGUUGAAUAAUGUGUCUUCAUGUUAUUAAAAAACGAAAUAAUUAGUUCAAUUUAGUGUGUGAUUUUUUCUUUAUAUUCUGAAAUAAAUAAGAUAAGCAAAUCA
Molecule: messenger RNA, 3410 nt
Organism: Harmonia axyridis
Lineage: Eukaryota; Metazoa; Arthropoda; Insecta; Coleoptera; Coccinellidae
Gene: tamo
Product: protein tamozhennic
Exons: 5
Coding region: 177-1973 (598 amino acids)
Cellular component (GO): cytoplasm
Source: RefSeq, a predicted model, not a curated record